This is a messenger RNA of Ogataea polymorpha, 569 nucleotides long. RefSeq lists its product as uncharacterized. NCBI's taxonomy places the organism in Eukaryota, Fungi, Ascomycota, Pichiomycetes, Pichiales, Pichiaceae. Gene Ontology annotation, biological process: positive regulation of transcription by RNA polymerase II; chromatin remodeling; negative regulation of transcription by RNA polymerase II. Gene Ontology annotation, molecular function: TBP-class protein binding; general transcription initiation factor activity; core promoter sequence-specific DNA binding. The record is from RefSeq and is a predicted model, not a curated record. The transcript has a single exon. Bases 77 to 511 code for a protein of 144 amino acids. Gene Ontology annotation, cellular component: negative cofactor 2 complex.
GGCAGAGACGCGGGUCAGUAUUGACAUAAUUUAACAAAAGUACACCACGACCCUCGCAUAAUUACUACCAUCACCAAUGUCAGAAAACCAACAGCCGCAAGAAGAGUUGUCCCUCCCGAAGGCAACGGUGCAGAAAAUCAUUUCGGAGGUGCUGCCGUCUGAGUUCAGUUUUACGAAGGACGCGCGAGAAGCACUGAUCGAAUGCUGCAUUGAAUUCCUCAUGAUUUUGUCCACUGAAUCGAAUGACAUCGCCGACAAGGAGCUCAAGAAGACCAUCUCGACGGACCAUGUUCUCAAGGCAGUGACAGAGCUGGGAUUUGUGGACUACAUCCCGGUGCUUGAGAAAUGUCUGAGCGAGUUCAAGGAAAGCAACAAGUUCAAAGAGCGCAAGAACAGCAAAUUCCAGAAUAGCGGGCUGUCCGAGGAAGAGCUAUUGAGACAGCAGGAAGAGCUGUUCCGUGCUAGCAGAAACCGUCUUCAGCAACAGAAUGUCAAGGAUGAGAGCGAGUAAUGUAUUCUAGUGGAUAGAUAGAGAUGUACGAUUAUCGAUAAUAUUUGCACAGCCGAGU